AUGGAAGGGUUUAAGAAGUUGCUGAAGGGCAGGGGGACGGUGAAAGUGAUGGAAUACGUGCGGGACUACUGCAAGAGGAACGGCCUGCUGACGCUCUCGGUGUUUGCUGUAGUGACGGGCUGCGUGCUUGGUUUUGUCCUCAGGACGCUGAACCUCUCCACACAGGCUAAGAUCUACUUCUCCUUCCCUGGAGAACUGCUGAUGAGGAUGUUAAAGAUGUUAAUUCUGCCUCUCAUCACCUCCAGUCUUAUGUCCGGCCUGUCAGCCAUGGACACGAGGGCAAGCGGUCGGCUGGGAGUCCUGACCAUCACCUACUACCUGUGGACAACCUUCAUCGCUGUCAUCGUCGGCAUCGUGCUGGUGCUCAUCAUUCACCCGGGGACGGGCUCAGAGAAAGACGGCCACCAUUCAAGUUCGGGGCCUGUAAUGACGUCUGCUGACGCCCUGCUGGACCUCAUCAGGAACAUGAUCCCGUCAAAUCUAAUUGAAGCAACUUUUCAGCAGUACCGAACAGAUCUGGUACCUAUAGUACAGAACUCUGAUGUCAAAGACUCUCAGGCCAACUAUGUGUACGUCAUGCCCGACUACCACAACCCUCGGCUAGGCCACCCGGUGUUCCUGGAGAUCACCCCUGCUCCCGACAUCAAGUAUAAAAUCAUCCCGAGCACCAGCAAGGGCAUGAACGUACUGGGGAUCGUCAUCUUCUCGGCCACCAUGGGUCUGCUGCUGGGGAAGAUGGGAGAACGUGGAGCACCGCUGGUCAACGUGUGCCAGUGCAUCAACGAGUGCGUCAUGAAGAUCAUUAACGCUGCGAUGUGGUACUUCCCCUUCGGCAUUGUUUUCCUCGUAGCAGGAAAAGUCCUGGAUAUGCAUGACCCGGCCCACCUAGGAGAGAAGCUGGGCAUGUACUUCAUCACGGUGCUGUGCGGUUUGUUUGUGCAUGGCCUCAUCCUGCUGCCUUUCUUCUACUUCGUCUUCACGCGAAAAAACCCCUUCCCCUAUAUCAGAGGGCUGCUGCAGGCUCUUGUUAUUGCACUCGCCACAUCAUCCAGCUCCGCCACAUUGCCCAUCACCAUGAAGUGUCUCUUGGAGAACUGCGGAGUGAACAGGCAGAUUGCUCGCUUCGUGCUGCCAGUGGGAGCUACCAUCAACAUGGAUGGGACUGCCCUGUAUGAGGCAGUGGCGGCGAUCUUUAUUGCUCAGGUCAAUGAGUAUGACUUGGACUUUGGCCAGCUGGUCACUAUUAGUAUAACAGCAACAGCAGCCAGCAUUGGGGCAGCUGGGAUACCUCAAGCUGGUCUGGUUACCAUGGUGAUUGUCCUAACUUCUGUGGGGUUGCCACCUGCUGACAUCUCGCUCAUUGUGGCUAUCGAUUGGGUUCUUGAUCGAUUCAGGACAAUGAUCAAUGUUCUCGGUGAUGCCUUAGCUGCUGGGAUUAUGGCUCAUUUAUGCAAAAAGGACUUUGAGAAAGCAGCCACUGAUGCAAAUGCUACCACUAAUGCUGCCAAUAAUGGAGGUGGCCCCAAUCGGAGAGACACAGUGAUCUCCUUUGGUAAUCAGAGCGUAGCGUUGUCUGAUGCUCCUCUGAUUGCACACCGCUGCGAUUAUGUGUUUGAAGUGGAUGGAGACAACGUGCUGGAGAGGCCUAUGACCUGCUACAGCCUCUGCCAAGUCUGAGAUACCUUUACUGGAUGGACAGCAAAUGAAACUGCCUUCUACAGCACAUAGAUUCACCUCUUGGAUAAAAGGGACCAUCAUCUGAGGCCCAAUAAAAAUCCAGUUUGGUUAAAAUCCUGCUACGUUUCAGCUGGAAAUAAGACCAAAGUUUAAGUAUGUUGUGAUGUUAGGGUUUAGCGGCUUAAAUGGAUUUUGCCUGUGCCAAGCCGAAAAGAAAAAACCUUCAUUACUUGAUAUACUGCAUAUUUCCGUUUCAGUUUUGACUGAGUGGAGAUGCAUUAAGUUUCACGUAUAACCUAAAUGUUAAACAGACACUCUGAAUGCAAAUAAGAGAUUAGAGAAAGAGAUAAGCGUUUAUCAGUCAGCGGUGAAAGUUAGACAUUCACGGUAGGCCUGUCCUAAUGAAGUUUGAUCAUGGUUUUGAGUUGCCUUACUAUGAUCUCAGUUUUGACAAUAAUUCUGAGAACUUGAAAGACUUGAAAGAAAACAAAACUAACUGACAAGAAGCACA
Plectropomus leopardus (leopard coralgrouper) is the source of this 2188-nucleotide messenger RNA. RefSeq names its product solute carrier family 1 member 8b (gene slc1a8b). Gene Ontology annotation, biological process: L-glutamate transmembrane transport. Gene Ontology annotation, molecular function: glutamate:sodium symporter activity; neutral L-amino acid transmembrane transporter activity; L-glutamate transmembrane transporter activity. Lineage: Eukaryota; Metazoa; Chordata; Actinopteri; Perciformes; Serranidae. Gene Ontology annotation, cellular component: plasma membrane. The record is from RefSeq and is a predicted model, not a curated record.